Molecule: messenger RNA, 2967 nt
Organism: Zingiber officinale
Lineage: Eukaryota; Viridiplantae; Streptophyta; Magnoliopsida; Zingiberales; Zingiberaceae
Product: B3 domain-containing protein Os07g0563300-like
Exons: 13
Coding region: 200-2530 (776 amino acids)
Molecular function (GO): DNA binding
Source: RefSeq, a predicted model, not a curated record
UUUUACGUUACAUGUCUCAAUCCACAUCUCCCUCUUCCUGCGCCUCCUCGAUCGCUCCCGCGUCUACCCUUCGAUCGAAGUCGCCCACUCUCUCCUUCGCCGCUCUACUGGCUUCCGAUUCGAGGAGUCGUGGCUCCGGAUUGCGAGCUCAAGAGUAGGGUUUGGGAUUUUCAAUCUACAUGCCCAUUUCCUCGUCUCCAUGUCUGCGCCUGUUUCUAAUUCGGCGUCCGCGGCGGCGCCACCAGCGACCAAGAUCUGCUUCAACUCCCAGUGCAAGGAAAUCGUAGCGGAUCACCAGCCGCCGAGGAAGAAGGGGUGGCGCCUCCGCUCCGGAGAGAUCGCGGAGCUUUGCGGCCGCUGCUCAAGUGCAUUUGAGCAAGGUACUUUCUGCGAGACGUUUCAUUCUGGUGUUACUGGUUGGAGAAACUGUGAGACAUGCCGCAAGCGGUUGCAUUGCGGGUGUAUAGUGUCAGCUCAAACUUAUAUUUAUCUUGACGCUGGAGGAGUUGAGUGCAUUGCAUGCGCCAGUAAAUCUCUUCCAAAGACACCAAAUCAAAUGUCUUCUCCUUCUAUGCUUAUGCAACAUGUAUCUGAAAGGAGAGAUUCAUCUGCUAAACCCUGGAAAUCGGUUACCACUCCAUUUUCUGGGCAAUGGCGUCAAGCUCCACAUAUGUGGAAUAUGACAAAUAUGCAGUCUGAUUUGCAACAAAGACUAUCAUAUGAGUUUGACAGGCCUUGUAGCAUUGAAAGGUUGACACCAGGGAGGCGACACUAUAUAUCAGCACAUGAAAAAAACUUUGAGCCUGAGAGAGUAAUUUCUGGCAGCGUUAACAACAUUUCACAAGAUAGAUACGCUCAUGGGAACACAGGAGAAAAUGAUCCAAAUUCUACAAGGAAACUGGUAUCUAUGGACCCUUCAACCAGUUCUGGAUUUAAAAUUGAAACAAAACCAAACCCAUCUUCCAAUUUGCAUCCACUACCAAUCAAUUUGCAAACAUCACCUGUCGCAAAAGAAGACUCAUCUCUUGUUGUUGGACUACCUGUUCCCUUUUCAUCAUCACAUGGAGCAAAAGGUCCAAUUACUCUUCCAGCAAAUCAGCCACUAACUCAAGUAACUUCUCCAUUAUCAAGCCAGCUGUGCCCUCCGCAUAUCACUGAAGCUGGAUUGCAAGUUCAAAUGCGCAAUGGAAGAACUAAAGGUGAUGCCUUUCCACGAACACAAUUACUUCCUCGAUAUUGGCCUACGAUAACAGAUCAAGAUCUACAACAAAUAUCUGGAAGUUCACAAACCACCAUCACUCCCUUGUUUGAGAAGAUGCUAACUGCUAGUGAUGUUGCCCGGAUUGGACGGCUUGUGUUACCCAAGAAAUGUGCAGAGGUAUACUUCCCUACAAUUUCUCAGCCUGAAGGACUUCCAUUAAAAGUUCAGGAUACAAGUGGAAGGAAUUGGACAUUCCAAUUUCGAUUUUGGCCUAACAACAACAGCAGGAUGUAUGUAUUGGAAGGGGUUACUCCGUGUAUUCAGGCAAUGCAACUGCAAGCAGGUGACACAGUUACAUUUAGUAGGAUAGAUCCAGAAGGAAAGCUUGUCAUGGGAUUUAGAAAGGCUUCUAGCAACUCUAAUGAACAGGAUCCUAAAACACACAAUUCUGGCAAUGAUUUGUCAUCACCACCAGAAGAUCAGUCUACCUGGCCUAUACAAAAGGAUGUGUCUAUUUCCAGGUCACUUCCUGUUCCUAGCAAAAGGAAAGCCAAAACACUUGGCUCAAAGAAUAAACGCCUUAGAAUCGAAAAUGAGGAAUCCAUGGAUUUGAAACUAACAUGGGAAGAGGCUCAAAAAUUGCUCCAUCCACCUCCAAAUUCUUCUCCUAGCAUUGUUGUUAUUGAAGGCCAUGAGUUCGAGGAAUAUGAGGAAGCACCUAUACUCGGGAAGAUGCCAUACUUGACCUCAAAUCAAGCUGGGUCAGCUUGCAUUGCUGCUCAAGAAUCAGCAGGUGGUUCCAAGAGGGGCAAGGCAAAGGCACAGAAGGACAAUGUCGAAGUGUCUGAUCGUCUUGCUGCACUUGCGAGUCUUGCUAUUGGCGAAAACCUUCCAGCAUCCCAACCAACGACUAAGCAUCCUCGGCACAAGCCUGGCUGUUCAUGCAUUGUUUGUAUACAGCCUCCUAGCGGUAAGGGCCCCAAGCACAAGCCAGAGUGCAAUUGCAACGUCUGCCUCACCGUGAGACGCAGGUUCAAAACGCUGCGCGAGAAGCGUCAGUCUGAAAAGGAACUUGAGAUUUCAGAGAAGCAACCACCAUCAACCAUCCCACCAUCCAAUGUUUUACCAGAAGCAAGGACUAAUGAUCCACGAUCAACUGGUGCAAACCCAAGUGAUGAGAUUCCCUCUCUGAAAGGAACCACAAAUGUCGAUACAGAAACAUCCGCAUCGCCACCUCUCAAGAUCGCCCAGAUUGACUUGAACAUCCAGCCGGAGCGGGAGGAAGAACCAUCAACACUACAGCAAACUGUGACACUGGUACCCUACUGAGACUUACGGGAAGUAACAUGGUGGUGAGACGAUGCCAAACCAAAGUGAGAUUGCCAUAGCCAAGUAGGCAAUUUCAUGGUCAACAUCAACCUCUCACAGUUUGCUUGCUGGUUUGCAAACUGAUGUGCAGUGCUCAGGCAAGUUACAUUAACGUAUACAUCAACCUCCUUUAUUUAGUCUUUUUUCUUACAUAACUAAUUGGAAGGAGCUUCAUACUGUUUUGUCCCGUGUAAUCGUUAGCGAGUGUGGGAAGGUCCUUUCGUUUUAGUUUUUUUUCCGCGGUUGGAUGUUUUGGAGGAAAAAUUUCGUUAACUCCCUAGUCAUUUCACAGUCGGCUAUAAGAUAAUUUCGUGACUUCUUUCGCAUAUGCAAAGAGUGAUGAAGUCAGCGUAAUCUAUGAUGCGACACUUUCAUUUUAGUUUUUCCAGCCUUUUUCU